Messenger RNA from Conger conger (European conger), 6270 nucleotides. Its product is annotated as N-acetyl-beta-glucosaminyl-glycoprotein 4-beta-N-acetylgalactosaminyltransferase 1-like. The transcript has 21 exons. Gene Ontology annotation, cellular component: Golgi cisterna membrane. Lineage: Eukaryota; Metazoa; Chordata; Actinopteri; Anguilliformes; Congridae. The coding region runs from base 1130 to 4606 and encodes 1158 amino acids. The record is from RefSeq and is a predicted model, not a curated record. Gene Ontology annotation, molecular function: acetylgalactosaminyltransferase activity.
GCAUAUGUAAGACUUUUAAAACAGGAAUUAAAAAACAAAACCACACUGACGGAAAGCGGUUCAUCGAUAUGCACAUGGACCUCAGCGGGAUCACGAGAUGCGGAUGCUUAUCCCAACCUGGCAGACCUCGGGCUUUGCUAUAUGAGUUUUCAAUUUCUUAAGGGUGGGUGGUUUUCUGGCGGUCCGUGAUUCAAGCCCGUAUCUACUGAGUUUAGUCGUUUUAUGAUAUCAUCUCUAAAUAUUUCUGGGAAUUGGUUGAAACAUGGAGAACGGAAUUUGACUUAAAUAUCCUGAAUGUGUCAUUACGUAUUUUAAACAUACUGAAGUUAAAAACCUGACUGGACAUCACUAAAACAUAUGUAUUAAUAUAUAACGUCCAUCAUAUGUAAAAUAGACUGUAGGCUACUAUGUUGAAAAAUUGAAGCAAGAUUGUAUGACAAGUAUUAUGACUGUUUGUCUUUGUAGGGUAAUACUAAUUGCAAUAACAAUAACAAAAUAACAUCUCAGCUUGCGUGAAACACCUGCUUCAUCACUAAAAUUCUGAUUGUUGCACUCCUUGCUCUGAAAGAUCCUAUUUUGGGACCGAAGUCAAAUAGGCUAACAGUCUUGUAAAUUUCACUGUCUGGAGUUCUGACAACACCCUUUUGCUCAAGAGGCAAGUUUUCAUUAGCAUACCGAAAAAAUAUCCCGAAUAAGAGUUUGACAUCUUGACGAGCACAUCAAGGGCUAAUGCCAUGCCAGUGGAAGAUCAAUCAAGUGGCCGCUUAAUGGACAUGGUCUUGGUGUCACCACCAAGGACGGAUUUGACAAGAUUAUUCGGACUGCUAUUUUCUUAGUUGCCUAACUUCCAAACCGUAUUCUGGACUGCGUUAUUCGAUGCUGAUUCCGACAUAGAACUGUGACGGAAACUUAAGGAAACACUCAAAGGUGUAACAUGACUGCAACAUUUGUAAGGGUGCAACUUACGGGGACUUGCCUUCGGUGAAAUACGGAGUGACUACACUAUCAAGCGUCAAGUAUGACCGAAGGGUGGCGCGAAGGACAAUUCAGAAUCACUCGAUUUGCAGUAAGUGCACAGCGGCCACACUCCACUGUCUCCAGCGGCUGAGCUCGUGGUGGUUCUGCGAGGAUGCUGCGCUUUCCAGUGAAGAAGAUUCGGAAGCAGUUCAAGCUACUGCUGUUACUAGUCCUGCUGACUUUCGCCAUCUGGUUCACGUAUCUGCACAUCAACCAAGGCAAAGCGAUCAAGCUCCACUUCAACUACGGGAAAGAUGGAGAGAAGCAGUCAGAGGGGACGGAGACGAGUCGCAGGAGGCAGUCCCGCUCCUCGUCCAAUCACCACAGGAACGACGACGUGAGUGACAGCCGUGAAGACGAUCCUGCGGAGGACGGGCCGUAUGCGUGGGAGGAGGGGAGAAGGGACUUGUCAGAGAUCCGGAAGUUCCUUGGACAGAAACAGAACAAAUUGCCAUGGAAACCAGAGUACAAGGGCCAGGCAAACCUCCAUGUGUUUGAAGACUGGUGCGGCAGCUCUGUGUCUCAGCUCAGAAAAAACAUCCACUUUCCCCUGUAUCCUCAUAGCAGAACCACUGUGAAGAAACUGGCAGUGGCUCCAAAAUGGAAAAACUACGGCCUGAGAAUUUUUGGCUUCAUCCACCCUUACAGAGAUGGAGAUUUCCAGUUUGCUGUGGCCUCUGAUGACAACUCUGAGUUCUGGCUGAGCCCAGAUGACAGCCCGCUCAACGCCCGGCUGCUGGUGUACGUGGGGCGUCGAGGGUCAGAGUGGACUGCUCCAGGGGAGUUCAGCAAGUUCAGGUCCCAGAGCUCCAAGUCCAUCCAUCUCAUAUCAUCCAGACGAUACUAUUUUGAGAUUCUGCAUAAGCAAGAUGACAAGGGCUCAGAUCAUGUGGAGGUUGGGUGGCGCCCUUUUCUGCCUGGUCUGAAGUAUGAGGUCAUCGACUCUGCGUACAUCUCCCUGUACACAGAUGAGUCCAGCCUGAAGAUGAACAGUGUGGAUCACAUCCCGCAGACGCUGGCCAGCCACAGCCUCUCCCCCCAGCAGACCCAGGGCGCCAGCCAGCACGGAGCCGACAUGCUGAAACUCGACCCCAGAGACACCUUCUACAGCCGGGCGCCCAUGAUAGAGCCAUCGCACCUGGAGAGCGUACUUCCCUCCUGCCUCUACGCGCCCACAUACGUGGUGAAGGACUUCCCUAUCGCCCGCUACCAGGGGCUGCAGUUUGUGUACCUGUCAUUCGUCUAUCCCAAUGACUUCACCCGACUUACCCAUAUGGAGAGAGAGAACAAGUGCUUCUACAGAGAGUCACCAAUUUACCUUGAGAAGUUUGGCUUCUACAAAUACAUGAAGAUGGAUGAGGAAGAGGAUGAGCAGCCCGUCUUCUUCCCAAACCCAGAUGAUUUCUUGGAGGAGGAGGAAGGGGAGGACCCGGAGGACGAGGCGAUACCGGUGGACUCGCAGCGGGCCAGGAGGAACGGCAGCCGACCCAGCCCCGCCCCGCGGCCGUCCCACAGGCCCGCCCUCCUGACCCCGGUCACCCGGGAGGCUGAGGAAGAGGAGGAGGAAGAAGGAGAUGUGCUGGCCUUCAAGUCGAGGGAGCGGCGGGAGGGGAGCACCAGGGACCCCACGGAGCGCAGGGGCGUUCUGGGAGAGCAGCAGCAGGAAGCGGAGACGCCGGGGUCACGUGUUCCCAGCGCCCCUUUCACCCGCUCCCUCUCCUGGGUCCGCACCGCGCAGCCCAGCAGCAGAGGGGGCGUGGAGACUCCCCCCAAACUCAGCAAGUCUGCCCUGCUGUUCCCCCACAAGAGCUCCCUCUCCGCCCUCACCAGCAGGGCCAGGCAGGUCCUCAGCAGCCCCGCCAUCAAGGCCCGCGGCCCCGCCAAACCACGGCCCAAUAAGGAGAGUAAGGUCUACAUCACACGGCCCCGCCCGUCCGGCGGCAGGAGGGGCACCACCCCCCACCUGCCCAGGGAGGUCUUCCCAGGGGUCUUCCUGUACCAGAACGGUAAAAGCACCAGACUGGUGAACCUGGGGACCAGGAGGCGGGGGGGCAGGGGGCUGGGGGCAGCCCGGCAGCUGUGGCCCAAACCCCCCCUCAGACUCAGCAGGACGUCCCCCCGCGGGGCUGGGCCCGGCCAGGGGGCGGAGCGGGCGCGACUCCCUCACAGCCGGAGGGAGGAGCCUCUGAGGGGCAGGCGGGAGAGCAGGAGGGGCGCGGUCACAUCGACGCCCAAUCGCAGAGACUCUCCGUCAUCCAGCCCGCCGGCUCCGCCCACCGGCCUAACCUCGCCUACCGACACCAGAGUCACCUCCUACAUCCGGACCUCCGAGGUCAGCACCUCGCUGGGUCAGGAGGAGGCGCGGGGGGCGGGGCCGGAGGAGGAGGAGGGCGGGGUCUCGGACUACAGCUACGAGGAGGCGGAGCCCCGGCCCGGGUGGGCGGAGGACAGCAUUAACUGGCAGCGCACGUUCAGCGUGAACAGCAUGGACUUCGAGCUGCUGCGCUCCGACUGGAACGACCUGCGCUGCAACGUGUCGGGGAACCUGCAGCUGGCCGAGGGCGAGGUGGUGGAGCUGCUCGCACAGUACAUGGAGAAGCUCAACGAGCGCAACGGCGGGAUCUACACGCUCCUGCGCAUCAUUAACGUGGAGAAGCGCAGGGACUCUGUGCGGGGGAGCAGGUACCUGGUGGAGCUGGAGCUGAUGGAGAGGGGGAAGCGGGUGGUGCACCUCUCCGAGUACGUGUACCUGCUGCUGCAGCAGGGCCGGGCGGAGGACAGCCUGGAGGACAGCGCUGCCUCCCCCGCCCCCUCCUCCAGCCCGGGGCCUCCCGCCCCCGCUGCCCCCCGGCCCAGCAGCCCCGGCAGCCCCACGCCCGGGGGCACGGCCUACGUCAAGCCCCUGCUGUGCCAGCCCUCCUCGCUGCGCUGGAGUCGCGACGUCAUGGUGCACUUCGUGGUGCCAGUGAAGAACCAGGCCCGGUGGGUUCAGCAGUUCAUCGCAGACAUGGAGCUCCUUCACCUCGAGACCAAGGACGACAACUUCAGCAUCAUCAUCGUGGACUUUGAGAGUGAAGACAUGGACGUGGAACAGGCCCUCAGGGACAGCCAGGUGCCCAGGUACGAGUACCUGAGGCGUGAGGGUCAUUUCGAGCGCUCGGCGGGACUGCAGAUGGGUGUGGACACCAUCGAGGACAGUCGCAGUAUUGUGUUCCUGUGUGACCUGCACAUCCACUUCCCGUUCAACAUCCUGGAGAGCAUCAGGAAGCACUGUGUGGAGGGCCGGCUUGCCUUCGCCCCCAUCGUCAUGAGACUGAGCUGCGGGAGCUCUCCAAAAGAGCCUGACGGGUACUGGGAGGUAAACGGGUUUGGCUUGUUUGGUAUAUACAAGUCGGAUUUCGACACGGUUGGCGGGAUGAACACAGAAGAGUUCAAGGACCGGUGGGGCGGAGAGGACUGGGAACUGCUGGACAGAGUCCUUCAGCACGGUCUGGAGGUGGAGCGCCUGAGACUGCGGAACUUCUUCCACUACUAUCACUCCAAGCGAGGCAUGUGGAACGCGCCGAUGAAGAGAAGCCCCAGGGGAUAGCGCUGCCCCCUGCUGACGCCCCCGAUCCUGGAGGACCUCCAGCCCAGAGGCUGCCUCAGCGCUGCAGGCAUCCUGCGAGGACAGCUCAGUCCGCUCCGAGGACCCCACGCUGGGACACAGCGGCUUAUUGUGGCUGCCGGGAGCGCAUUCAGCCUCCGUCCUUCCCGCAAAUAACUCGGAGGAGAAACACUUCUCGCUUCUCGGCAGGAAGGACAUUUAAACUGCUUCCCGUUUGGCACUGAGGGAAUGUAAAGCCGGACACGUAUUCUUAGUUUUGUGUUUUUCAAAAAAGAGUAAUCUGUUUUCUACAAAAUAGGAGAAAAGCUUUUUUGAAUAUAACAUCCAAGGCGUUCAGGCCACAUAAAAAGUAAAAAUGCUAAUGUUUCUGACGCUGUAUUUGGAGUAUAGAAAGCAGAGGGCUGUAUCUCUUUAUUCUGUGACAUUGGUCUGUGCUCUGUAGACAGAACUUUAAAUGUUUUGUAUUGCAUUAAAAGUGAACAGCUCAGACGUAGGUGUACAGACGGGAGUAUACAUAAAUGUUUUUUUUGAAUGGGUGAACACUGACAUUGUCACUGGUGCUCGGUUAUUACAGCGCCCAGACUGCAGAGUCUAGUCUGUGCUUGGGAUUAGCCUUACAGUACAUAACCCCUCCAGCUUUCGCUCACUCUGAUGGUGAUUUGGUGUAUGCUUUCCCCCAAUACAAUACAAGCGGACAGAUAAUUCCAGGGCUCUUUGGCUGUCGUGUGAGAUCCCUGGCUCGCUGUGUCCCUGAUUUUUCCCGCGUAAGCUGCAGGUGUGGCUGCACUCCAUUGGAAAGCACAGCUUGAUGACGGACAGGAAGUGUGGUAGCACACCUGUCAGGCUGGCAGGGAGGUCUGAGGGGUUCUGGUUGAUUUCUGUCAGAGGAAGUUGAACUUCUAAGGGACACAUAGACAAGGAAAAUCUAUUUUAGAAUAUAAUAAUAAUAAUACUAUUAAUAAUACUAUUCAGAAUAUUAAUAGUAAUAUUUUUGUACACUGCCUUACCGGAGCCCAAGGUGCUUAACAAGGUUCAAUGAAAGGACAGUAUUUAAAGAAGGCAGAACAAAACGGAUGCACAAGGACAGUAACAAAGAUAAAGUAUUUACAGAACACGAAACAGGUUAUAUACAUUAAAAUAAUGAAAUUGUUAACAUCCUUAUUAAACAAAGGUUCAGCUCCUGCCGCUUAGAAAUACGGAGGCAGGGUGUGUGUGGGGAGCAGCGGGGUUUGAGCCUGCUGAAUGCUGAGCCCUGUUAGCGUAGGCUGUGCGGUCAUUACCUGAUGAUUUGCUGUUGAAAUGUAUUGUUCAUGUUUCUCAGUGUAAUAUAGAUUAAGGCAAAUACUAAAGUGGUUACAUUUCAGUGUGUAUAUGCACAAACACAAUUUAUAUAAUUCUAUAUUAUUGAGUAAGAUUGAAGAAUGUCAAAACCUCAUUCCCAAGAAUGGUGUACACAUUCUUUAUCUACAGCUAGGCGUUUGCCUCUUUACAAAAUGAUAGAUAUGAAUAUACACAAAAGCAAGGAUAUUCUGAAUCUGUUUAAAGAUAAUUUCUGUGAAAUUGUUUUGUAGAAAGUUUAACGAAUGUAAUGUAUUUUGGUUUAUGAUUUUACUUUCCUUUUUUAGAAAUAAAAUUUUAAGCUAAAA